AUUCAUUCCCCACAGCAUCUCCAGAUCUCCAAAUUCGCUUAAGAGAACGCCAGUUGAAACCACGCCAAACACCAUCAUCUGUUCGAAAGAGAGGAGAGAUCGGCGAUGUCGAAGCCCGACCACGAGUCGCUGAGCUACGUGGACGAGGAGGCGAAGCGCAAGAAGAGGAUGAAGUGGACGAUCGGCAUCACUGCCUUCGUCAUCUUCCAGGUCGUCCAAGCCCUCUUCUUCGUCCUGGUCAUCAUGAAGUUCAAGUCCCCCAAGUUCAGGGUCGGCGAGUUCGAUGUCCAGACCCUGAGCAUCGGGACUCAGGCCUCGCCCUCGUUCGACAUGAGCUUCGUUGCUCCCAUCCGGAUCAAGAACACCAACUGGGGUCCCUUCAAGUACGACGCGACUGCAGUCAACUUCACUUACGGAGGCGUUCAGGUAGGGCAAAUGAUGAUUCCAAAGGGCAAGGCCAACUUCAAGUCCACCAAGAAGAUCGAUGUGAACGUGAACUUGAGCUCCGAUGCUUUGCCGAGCAGUUCGAAUCUCGGGAGCGAAUUGAGCUCGGGGUUGAUAACGCUGAACAGUCAAGGCGAGCUCAAAGGGAAGGUGACGGUCAUGUUCAUGUUCAAGAAGACGAAGACGUCCCAGAUGAACUGCACCAUGGCUAUCAGUACAGCAACGAACGCGGUCCAAUCCUUGUCAUGUAAAUGAGAGAUGCGAGUGUGUGAUUUUUUUUAAAAUUUUUUCGAUAUGUCAGGUUGAAUUAUUUAUUUUAAUGAGUAUUAUUUUUCAUUUAA
Messenger RNA from Syzygium oleosum, 785 nucleotides. RefSeq lists its product as uncharacterized. The record is from RefSeq and is a predicted model, not a curated record. NCBI's taxonomy places the organism in Eukaryota, Viridiplantae, Streptophyta, Magnoliopsida, Myrtales, Myrtaceae. The transcript has a single exon. Bases 106 to 699 code for a protein of 197 amino acids.